GACCAUUGAAAAAUAGUUUUUUUUUUCCUUCCAACCGAUACAUAUACAUACCCCCUCCCUUGGUUUACUAAUAAUUUGUUCAGCAUUCGUGUCAUGAGAUGGCUAUUCCGACGCACAAGUUUCUGGAGAUGGAACAGAGGCACAAAUUCAUACCUCUCCCAACGUCCUCCUCAACGUCUCCUGCAGAUCCGCCUGUUAUAUCACCACCACAAUUACCCGACGAGAAUGUGCCUAGAAAGGGCCCUGAUCUCCGCACACUUUCCAGAAGAUUCUAUAAGAUCGCUUCUCCGUAUUGGUUUUCCGAUGAUAAAGUUCAAGCAAGAACACGAUUGGCCAUUGUCUUCGCCUUAACUUUAGGAACCACCGGAAUUAAUGUGGGUUUCAAUUUUCUGGGUCGGGAUUUCUACAAUGCGCUUGCUGACAAAGACCAAGCACAGUUUAAGAAACAACUAUUGUACUACAUCGGGGCUUUUGCUGGUGGAAUUCCGAUAUUUGUGAUUAAAGAUUAUGCGAGAGAUACUCUUGCUUUGAGAUGGAGAGCUUGGAUGACUAAGUAUUACCUGGAAGGGUAUCUCAAGAAUCAGACAUUUUACCAAAUACAGACUCAAUCACUGGUUGAUAAUCCAGAUCAAAGAAUUGUGGAUGAUCUGGGUUCUUUCACAGAAACAUCACUUUCAUUCUCUUUAACACUCUUCAAUGCAUUGUUAGAUUUGGUAUCUUUUAGCAACAUAUUGUAUAGCAUAUAUCCACCUCUUUUUGGUGUUCUUUUAGUAUAUUCAAUUGCAGGAACAGCCAUCAGCAUUUUCCUUGGGAAGGGUCUCGUCAAUUUAAAUUUCCUGCAAGAAAAAAUGGAAGCAGAUUUCCGUUAUGGCCUUGUACGUGUUCGAGAGAAUGCUGAGUCCAUUGCAUUUUAUGGUGGCGAGGAAAAUGAAUUUAAACUCCUUUUGCAGAUCUUCAGACGUGCUUUUGAGAAUUUUACCCAAUUAUUGAUAUCCACUAGAAAUCUGGAGUUUUUCACCAGUAGUUAUCGGCACUUGAUUCAGAUUCUUCCUGCUGCAGUUGUUGCGCCCAUGUAUUUCGCGGGGAAGAUUGAAUUCGGUGUUAUAACCCAGUCUGUUUCUGCCUUCAAUCAUAUUCUCGGAGAUUUUUCCCUCAUUGUUUAUGAAUUUCAGGCUAUCAGUGCCUUUUCAGCUGUCAUUGAGCGACUCGGUGAAUUCGAUGAUGUAUUGGACUACACCAGUAGUAACGAUCCUCUCGAACCCUUUGAUGAGAUUCAACUGACGUAUAUCAAUGUGAAAGAUUCACCCUUUUUACUGUCCAAGACGCCUUCAGGUGCACACAAGUUGCUGGAGAUUGAGAGUUUGAGUGUACAGACUCCGACAAAUAAAGCCCUACUUAUCAGGGAUUUGUCGCUGACAGUCUGCAACAAUGAGCAUUUGCUGGUUACUGGACCAAGUGGGACUGGGAAAACUUCUUUGUUAAGAGCAAUUGCUGGUCUUUGGCGUGCGGGUAGGGGAAAGAUUACAUUUUAUGCUAAGCAUACACUAGAUGUGACGGCUCCUAAUGAAUCAAGUAAGACGGUUGAUAUUCAUAAUGAUGAUAAAAGAUCAAAAUACCGGGAUUUUAAAGGUGUAUUUUUCCUUCCCCAAAGGCCGUAUAUGGUUUUAGGAACCCUUCGACAACAGUUGCUUUAUCCCACAUGGCCCAGUGCUCAAGAUUCCGCACCGCGUAGCUCUAUGUCAAAUGGCUUGUUGCCUUUUUUUGAAGAUGCACCGAGGCCUGAAGUUGUUAGUGCACCAUUUUUGCCGCCUAACACAAAUGAUUUAAUAAAGGCUUUAGAAGAUGUAUGUCUUGGCUACUUGGUGUCACGGUUCAGUGGUCUGGAUACAAUCAAUGAAUGGUCCAGUGUUCUUUCUCUUGGUGAGCAGCAACGGCUUGCAUUUGCGCGCUUGUUGCUUUCUCGACCAGACCUUGUUCUAUUGGAUGAAUCCACUAGCGCUCUAGAUGAAGCCAACGAGGCUCACUUGUAUGAAAAAGUUAAUGCAGCAGGAAUCACAUACAUAAGUAUUGGGCACCGAACGAGCCUUGGUAAAUUCCAUAAAAAGGCUUUGCAGAUCACACCUAUACAUUUGGAGUCUAAGCAGCCUAAUUGGAGCAUAAAAGAAAGCCCGGUCUUCGAUUCUUGAACGCGUACAUAUCUGCAAUCAUUAAUCUUGAUUUGCAGGGUCAUCCACAAAUAUACUUUACCCUCAAUAAAGUAUCUCAGUUGUAACGAAUAAACAUAUGAGGUUCAAAUUUCCAUUUUACCCUCAAUGAUUUUAAGAUAAGUAUAUAAGUUUAAAAUUCAAUCAA
Molecule: messenger RNA, 2352 nt
Organism: Helianthus annuus (common sunflower)
Lineage: Eukaryota; Viridiplantae; Streptophyta; Magnoliopsida; Asterales; Asteraceae
Product: ABC transporter D family member 2, chloroplastic
Exons: 10
Coding region: 99-2186 (695 amino acids)
Biological process (GO): transmembrane transport
Cellular component (GO): membrane
Molecular function (GO): ATP binding; ATP hydrolysis activity; ABC-type transporter activity
Source: RefSeq, a predicted model, not a curated record